This is a messenger RNA of Parnassius apollo (apollo), 582 nucleotides long. The record is from the annotation of a GenBank genome assembly. Lineage: Eukaryota; Metazoa; Arthropoda; Insecta; Lepidoptera; Papilionidae.
AUGUGUUUGACGGAUCGUUUUGUACUUGGGCUUGACUCUGCGUCUGCUCGGGAGAAAUUAUUUAGAGAAGAUCCUAAUCAGUUAAAACUAAACAAGGCACUUGAAGUAACUUGUGUAGUCGAAAGUUCGCAGCGCAUUGUUUCCGUUGGCGAUUCGGCAGAGUUAAUUAAAUCUGAACGUGUGCUAUAUACGGACUCGUGGCGAAAAAUUACUGCAAGCGGUGGUACACGAGGUGGUCGACCCCGUGGUGUCGGCGACGGCGGAACCCUCAGCGGAGUUCUCAUGAGAGGUCCCAAAAUUGUAGUGCCUAUUGUUUAUAGGGCUGCUGUGCUACAAGAACUGCAUGCUGCGCAUUUAGGAGUAGUUAAAAAGAAAAUGAUUUCUGGAGAACGCUGCUGGUACUCGGGUAUCGACAGUGACAUAGAGGACAUGGCUUCUAACUGUGGGCAUAUCUUUGCGAGCAUCUCCUAUGAAAGCGCGCUUGGAGCCGUGGUGGUGGCCCGACUUUUUUCGAAAGAAAAGAAAAGUUUUCGAAAGAAUCCGGGCCGAUGGAUGGAUGGAUCAGCCGAGAUAAUCAUUUAG